Molecule: messenger RNA, 355 nt
Organism: Oppiella nova
Lineage: Eukaryota; Metazoa; Arthropoda; Arachnida; Sarcoptiformes; Oppiidae
Source: the annotation of a GenBank genome assembly
UCCCGGUGCUAAGUUUCAUAUUGCUAAUAGUAUUGAAUACAUUAGAUAUUUUGUGUCCCAAAUACUUCAGUUUCAAUUACAUAAAUCUCUUUGUGGUUUCGGUCAAAAACAUGUCCCUCUCUAUGAGUGCGAUAUUGACGGCGACAAAGAGGCCGGAAAUAAAUUCAAAGAAAUAUUGUCAUUGGGUUCCUCCGAAAGAUGGUCUCACCAAUUGAAAAGACUGACAGGAAGUAUGGAAAUGGAUGUCAAACCACUGCUCGAGUAUUUCAAACCACUACAAGACUUUCUGGACCAACAAUUAGAGGGAGAAGAAAUUGGAUGGGAUUUUAAUUCGACGAUUACUUCUACUAAACAU